Molecule: messenger RNA, 3091 nt
Organism: Punica granatum (pomegranate)
Lineage: Eukaryota; Viridiplantae; Streptophyta; Magnoliopsida; Myrtales; Lythraceae
Source: RefSeq, a predicted model, not a curated record
AUUGUAGGGUCUUGACAGACUCCUCUUGGAUUUGCCGCAAGGAGGAGGAGAUGGUGCGUCGACUCCCUUCACUUCUUCUUAAAUGGUCAGAAUUCAUUAAAUUGCCGCGAUGAAAUCAUGGAUGCUUCCAUACGGAUGACGCUCUUCUCCCUUCACACUCUUCUUCUGCUCCUCCAACGAUCCCACUGCGAAACCUUAAACACAAUUACCCAGAGCAUCCCACUUCGUGAUGGCGACGUUUUGCUCUCUGAGAACAAAAUCUUUGCGUUCGGAUUCUUCAGCCCUGAGAAUUCUACGCGCCGCUUCAUCGGGACUUGGUAUAAUAAUGUUAGUGAGAAGACAGUUUUCUGGGUCGCCAACAGAGACAGACCAGUCAAUGAUACCUCCGGGGUUCUCUCGAUCAACUCCAGUGGAGACCUUGUCCUCCAUUGUUGCAGUAAUGGAAGCUCACCCCUUUGGUCCACGAAUAUGUCGACAACAAUUUCAGACAAAACCACCGCUGCUCAGCUACAAGACUCAGGCAACUUCAUCCUGCUCCAAAGGCUCAGCAACCGUGUGCUGUGGCAGAGUUUUGAUCAUCCAACAGAUACCCAGAUGCCUUUCAUGAAACUCGGGCUGGACCGGAGAACCGGCUUGUAUUGGUCCCUGAAUUCUUGGAAGUCCAAGGAUGACCCAGGACAGGGUAACUUCACAUACAGGAUGGACCCGAGGGGUUACCCGCAAUUAUUUCUCUACCAGAACGGGGUGCCACGGUGGAGGUCAGGGCCAUGGACAGGCCUCCGUUGGAGCGGCGUGCCCCAGAUGACUAACCCUGACAUCUUGAACGUCAGCUUUGUUAAUGACCAGGAAGAGAUCUCAGUUGUGCACAAGGUAAGGAACUCCUCGAUCAUCGCAAGGAUGGUGAUGGAACCAUCAGGCCUUCUCCAGCAGUUUACGUGGCACGACCGCACUGGCCGGUGGAUCCAGUUCUGGGCUGCCCCAGUGGAGCAGUGCGACAACUACGGGGCCUGCGGACCUUAUGGCAACUGCGACCCAUACAACACGAACCGCUUUUUCUGCACCUGUCUCCCUGGGUUCGAGCCCAGGUCGCCGGCAGAUUGGUUCCUCAGGGACGGGUCUGGUGGAUGCAAGAGGACCCCUGGAGUCUCCACGUGCAGGAGUGGUGAAGGAUUCGUUAAGGUAGCCCUCGUAAAGGUCCCCGACACUUCCCGGGCUCAUGCAGACAUGAGCUUGAGCCUCAAAGAGUGCGCGCAGGAGUGCUUGAAGAAUUGCUCCUGCACAGCCUACACAAGUGCUGAUGAGAGCAAUGGAGGCUCUGGGUGCUUGGCAUGGUACGAUGAUCUGCUGGAUAUACGGACAUUUUCAGAUAUUGGACAGGACUUAUAUGUACGAGUUGAUGCAGCCGUUUUAGCUCGUUUCACAGAGAAGAAACGAUCUCCCCGGAAGUGGUUAAUUGGGGCAACCGUAUCUGCCGGCGUGAUUCUGGUGUUGCUGAUCAUCUUGUUUAUAGUGAAGAAAAGGCACCGGAGAGCAAGGCCUUCUGCUUCCCUAAGUGUGGCGCAUCAUGGGGAUGAUGAGUCUCGGAGUAGGCACGUCCUGGAAUAUGACAGCAGAACCUCAGAUUUGCCAUUCUUUGAUCUAAGCACCAUAGCCACUGCCACGGACAAUUUUUCUUUCAUCAACAAGCUCGGGCAAGGUGGAUUUGGUUCCGUUUAUAAGGGAGUACUUGAUGAUGGAAAGGAAAUAGCGGUUAAGAGAUUGUCGAAAUCUUCGGGCCAAGGAAUUGAAGAGUUUAAGAAUGAGGUCACGUUGAUUGCUAGGCUGCAGCACAGGAAUCUUGUGAAGAUACUAGGCUGCUGUAUCGAAGAAGACGAGAAAAUGUUGAUUUAUGAAUACCUGCCAAAUAAAAGUUUGGACUCAUUUCUUUUCGAUGAACAGAAGAGGUCUCUUCUGGGCUGGAGAAAACGUUUUGAGAUCGCUUAUGGAAUAGCUCGAGGGAUGUUGUACUUGCACCAGGAUUCAAGGUUGAGGAUCAUCCACCGGGAUCUGAAAACGAGCAACGUGUUGCUCGAUGCUUCAAUGAACCCAAAGAUCUCUGAUUUUGGCAUGGCUAGGAUAUGCGGAGGGGACCAGAUUGAAGGAAAUACUCGAAGAGUUGUAGGGACGUACGGUUACAUGUCACCAGAGUACGCGAUGGAGGGGUUGUUUUCGAUAAAAUCUGAUGUUUACAGUUUCGGAGUCGUGCUGUUGGAGAUCAUUUCUGGGAAAAGAAAUAGCAGCUUUUAUCACGAGAAUUCGUCUUGUAAUCUCGUUGGCCAUGUUUGGGAGUUGUGGAAAGAAGGAUCGUGCUUGGACAUUGUCGACCCAUCAAUGGCCAAUAUGUAUGACGAGGAGGUCCUAAGAUGCAUCCAGAUCGCGCUGCUGUGCGUGCAAGAAUUCGCCACGGAUAGGCCGACCAUGUCUGAUGUUGUGUUCAUGUUGGGGAACAACGUGAGGCUUUCUUCUCCGAAGCAGCCUUCUUUCGCUUCCAGGAGGAAACCAGGCAGAGCCGACACCUCCUCAUCAAAUGAAGGAACCAACUCAGUAAACUACUUGACCCUUACUGUUGUUGAAGCUCGUUGAGUUCAAUUUUCUUCCAGGAUGUGUACAUGCGGGACCCCAAAUUAUUCUCGAAAUAUAUCUCGAAAUCCUCUAGAAAAUAUAUCCCAUUUAAAAUAGAAAACAAGUUACAAGAAUUCCCGCAAGAAAUGGAAGUUGCUCGACUUGGGAAAUCGCAUCAAAACUGCCUGUUUCGCACCAACGCUGUACUUGACUGCGGUCAUCCAUUUUAGACCUCGGUCAUCUGCACAUUUUAGCCUCUUGACUCUGUGGUCCGGAGUCUACAAUUCGCGACCGCAGUCACUGGCCCCGUGAUUGUGGAUCGACCUAAGAUUUUGCUCCUCAAUUUUGUUUCAUCCGGUUGAUCCUACCUCAUUUCCUCCGGGUCCUUGAGUUGGGUCUUCGGGUUUCCAACUGAAUGCAGGACACCUCAACAUCUACUCUGAUGUAAUCUUGCAACUUUCAUACUUCUAUGAGAAAAUCGGAUUUUUUG